AUGAAAAUGAGUACGUUUUGGAGUGAGUUUCUGAACGCGGCGGCGAAUCACCCUUUUCCAUCGAUGCCUAUUGAUUUGCUGUCGCCUUUCGAUCUUCAAACAAAUGAAGAAUUUUUCCCGAAUGUGCCGGCCGCGCCGGGCAUGCCAUGCGCGGGUGAAGACAGAAGCAUAUACAGAAGAGGCGCUCGACGGUGGCGGAAGCUAUACCGCGUCAAUGGACACAUCUUCCAGGCGAAGCGAUUUAACAGACGCGCCUUCUGUGCCUUCUGCCAGGACCGUAUUUGGGGCCUGGGCCGGCAAGGGUUCAAGUGCAUCCAGUGCAAGUUGCUGGUGCACAAGAAGUGCCACAAGCUCGUGCAGAAGCCGUGCUCCAACGAACAUGUGGACCCCAUCGAGGUCAAGGAUGAUGCCAACGGGGAAAGCACGCUGGGACGAGCGUCUUCUGUUAGGUCUCGCGCUGAAAUCGAACCCCCGCUGCCGGAGACGCCGCCGGCCCCUGCGCCGGCGCCGCCUCGCGCGGACGAGCUGGAGCCUGGCUCACAGAGACAGUACUCUCUCGAUGACUUCGAGCUCAUCAGGGUCAUUGGACGAGGUUCUUAUGCUAAGGUGCUGAUGGUGGAACUGAAGCGCACAAAACGCGUGUACGCAAUGAAGGUGAUCAAGAAGGCGCUGGUGACGGACGACGAGGACAUCGACUGGGUGCAGACUGAGAAGCAUGUCUUCGAGACUGCCUCCAACCAUCCAUUCCUCGUCGGGCUACACUCCUGCUUCCAAACCCCAAGCCGACUGUUCUUUGUCAUUGAGUUCGUUAGAGGCGGGGAUCUCAUGUUCCACAUGCAGCGCCAACGAAGGCUGCCGGAGGAGCACGCGCGGUUCUACGCGGCCGAGAUAUCGCUCGCGCUGCACUUCCUGCACGAGCGCGGCGUCAUAUACAGGGACCUCAAGCUCGACAACGUACUACUCGACCACGAGGGACAUAUUAAACUCACUGACUAUGGAAUGUGCAAGGAAGGCGUCCGUCCCGGCGACACGACGUCCACGUUCUGCGGCACUCCGAACUACAUCGCGCCCGAGAUCCUGCGCGGCGAGGAGUAUGGCUUCUCCGUGGACUGGUGGGCGCUGGGCGUGCUCACGUACGAGAUGUUGGCCGGACGCUCGCCCUUCGACAUCGCACAGGCGGCUGACAACCCUGACCAAAACACUGAGGAUUAUUUGUUCCAGGUAAUCCUAGAGAAGACGAUCCGUAUCCCUCGUUCGCUGUCAGUGAAGGCCGCGUCAGUACUGAAGGGGUUCCUCAACAAGAACCCGGUGGAACGACUCGGCUGCGGGGAGAACGGGUUCCUCGACAUCGUCUCACAUCCGUUCUUCAAGAGCAUCGAGUGGGAGAUGUUGGAGCAGAAGCAGGUGGUGCCUCCAUUCAAGCCGCGCCUGGAGGGUGAGCGCGACCUCGCCAACUUCCCGCCGGAGUUCACUGACGAGCCGGUGCAUCUCACGCCUGAUAAUGAUACGGUGAUCGCGGACAUCGACCAGUCGGAGUUCGAGGGCUUCGAGUACGUCAACCCGCUCCUCAUGUCGCUCGAGGACUGCGUGUGA
This is a messenger RNA of Spodoptera littoralis (African cotton leafworm), 1593 nucleotides long. NCBI's taxonomy places the organism in Eukaryota, Metazoa, Arthropoda, Insecta, Lepidoptera, Noctuidae. The record is from the annotation of a GenBank genome assembly.